Xenopus laevis (African clawed frog) is the source of this 13138-nucleotide messenger RNA. RefSeq names its product protocadherin-23-like. The transcript is spliced from 20 exons. Bases 587 to 11134 code for a protein of 3515 amino acids. NCBI's taxonomy places the organism in Eukaryota, Metazoa, Chordata, Amphibia, Anura, Pipidae. The record is from RefSeq and is a predicted model, not a curated record.
AGCACUGCGGGGUCUGAGCUGCCUCACAGUCUCUCACACACUUGUUAUUCCUAUCAACUUUUUGCCUGUCUGAUAUUUUUUUUUCUCUCCUGCUAUCACUUAUCUUGCUUCCAGGGGAUUUGAUUCCUGUUCCUCUGCCCAAUAAAGACAGAAGGAAGGAGGAGAGAGAGAGAGAGAGAAAAGAAAUCCAUAAACCCCAGUCAUGAUGAAGAGCAUGCACCUGACCGGUGGGAAACUACACACACCAAGCAAAAGAAAUCCAGAUGUGAAUGGAAAUACUGGGGAUAUUUUUUGACUCUGUGUAUAGGACAAGACGGCAGACAGGAUACAGCUUUUUUUUCUCCUGGAUCUCUGGACUGAAUUAGCAGAGCCUGCCAGGUCAUCUGGACUUUAAGAUAUACAUCAUCAGAAUAUAAAAUUGGACUUUACAUACAGGAGAAGCUAGGACACGUCUAGAGGAGUUUGGGGAUUUUGCAGCCCCCGGAAGACUUAAUCUGCCAAAGGACAUAUGUGCAUGGAGUCUGAGAGAGGAAUACAGCUGAGUUAUUUGCAGGUGUAGUAGGAGCAGGAUAGGGACCCCAGCAGUAUGCAUACAGUAGGAAGCAAGACGGAUGGGUUGAAAGUCAGGACAGAGUGUCAGCUCUUCAGCACUUUCACUCUGCAGCUGCUGCUGCUGUUGCUCUGCUCAGAAUGCUGCUGUAGGGCUCAGGUGUACAAUCUAAGUUUGGCCGUAGAUGAGGGGCUGCCCCCUGGUACGUUAGUAGGGGACAUCCGUGCAGGCCUUCCAGAGGGAAGCCCAGGACAAGGCUUUUUUCUGUCAGAGGAAGAUGGAGAGUCGCUUCUUCUAAGGGACUUCCAGGUGGACUCAGAGACUGGCAUUGUAAGUACAUUACGGGUUCUGGAUAGGGAGAGAAGGGGACGAUACAGCUUUGUGGCAGCUACCCUGCAAGGGGAGGUGGUGCAAGUGGAGAUCCUUGUACGGGAUGUAAAUGAUCACUCUCCAGCCUUUCCUGUACACUCCUUGCGGUUGCAGGUCUCUGAACUCACUCCACCUGGUACUUCCUUUAGACUGCCUGCAGCCUGGGACCCUGACACUGGAGAACAUGGACUAAAGGGAUAUGUUUUACUAAGGGGCAGCCAGGAGGCAGCUUUUAUUAUCAGGUAUGGACAUGGAAAGCAAGGUUCAGGGUUUAAAAAGGAUCUGCCUUUCUGGGGGCAAACUGGGGAACGUAGUGAUAGAGUGAAGAGUUAUAGAGCAAGAGUGAGUAGAAGUGUUUGGGAAGAGGCAACAGAAGAUGAACAGUGGGGUACAAGUGGAACCACAAGGUCUAAAAGUAAAUCAGCAGAAAACCAAAAAUCCACUGAAUAUAUCGAUCUUGAUGUGGGUGAAAGAAGAUUACAGUUUAGUGCACACACCAUUAAUGACGGCAAUGCACAUGGUGUGGUUAGAGGCCUUAUGCAGGAAUUAGAUACCAAAAGACAAGACCAUGGCAUAGAUUAUUCUGCCCAGUGGCAGGCCUAUGCUUCUGAACUACAUGUAAAUAAAUUUGCCACUGCUUCUGAGGGACACAGGGACAGAGAGGAAAACAGUUCCCAUGAAGAGGGGAUGGGAGAAGGGGUUGUAGCUGACCCUGCUCUUCAUCCUCUUGAUCUAGUAUUGAUACAAUGGUUAGACAGAGAAGAGCUGGAUAAUUACCAAUUAGAGGUGGAAGCUUUUGAUGGAGGUAAUCCCAGAAAGACUGGAAGGUUAAUUGUUGACAUUGUUGUAAUGGAUGCUAAUGACAAUCCCCCAGUUUUUGAACAGCUGGAGUAUAAAGGAAGGGUAUGGGAGAAUGCCCCUAUAGGUACUUCUGUAUGUACUGUUCAUGCCACUGACCCAGAUUUGGGUAGUAAUGGAGAGGUUAGAUACAGUCUACGAUAUGGUGAGGACUACUUCACUGUAGAUGAUAUAAGUGGUGUGAUUAGUGUAUGUGGGCCCCUGGACAGAGAGCAAAGAUCUCUUCAUCAACUUGUGGUGCAAGCUAGAGAUUGUGGUGACCAGCCUGAGGUUACGAGUAUCUUGCUAACAGUGAAGGUGCUAGAUGUUAAUGAUAAUAACCCAGCCAUACACAUCACACUUCUCACUGAAAGUGGUAGACCUGAGGUUUCUGAGGGUGCUAGAAUUGGGGAGUAUCUAGCUAGAAUAUUUGUUUCUGAUCCUGACUUGGAAUCUGAAGAUGAAGUUUGGGAAGAAGUUAAUACAGAAGGAAGGCUAAUGCAGGAAAAUAAUGAAAAGAGGCCAGAAGAAGACCCUAAAAUACAAAGGGUGACUGCAAAGAUAAUUGAUGAGCAGGAUAAUGUGAUGCACCAUUCAAUAUCAACCAUAGAACCACUGAUUAUGAGCACACAAACUCAAACACCUCAGGACAAAGAAACCAAACAUACAAUGAGUAAUGAACAACCAGAUGAAAAGGUGUAUAGUAAGCAGGUGGAGAAAAAGUGGCGUGUAUCUAGUGAGCAACAGCAUGUGUCUGUCAGGCUGGAAGGUGGGGAGGGAUCCUUUUCUCUUCAGCCUUCUGGACCCCAACUUUUUUUCUUAUGUGUCGAGGCACCCCUGGAUCGAGAGCUUAAGGACAUGUAUGAAUUGCAAAUACUUGCUUUGGAUGCAGGUUCCCCUCCGCUAAAGAGUCACAUGACCUUGCUGUUACGUGUCACAGACUUGAAUGACCAGCCACCGAUAUUCUUGCAGCCAGAAGGCUACCAGGCUACUAUAUCGGAGGCUGCAUCAAUUGGAACUGCUGUAUUAAAGCUCAGAGCAAGGGACUUGGAUGAAGAUGGCCCAAACUCGAGGGUAACUUACUCUCUCCAGGAGAGCCCAAAUUCUUCAACAUUCAUCCUGGAACCGGAUACUGGAGUUCUGAGCAUUACACAAUUAUUGGAUCACGAAUCAGAUCCAGUUUUGAAGCUGGUAGCGGUAGCAGCAGACCAUGGCAGCCCUCCCCUUUCUUCUAGUUGUACCAUUACUAUUUCUGUGGAAGAUACCAAUGACAAUGAUCCAAUCUUCUUGCAGCAGUUCUACAAUAUAUCUCUCCAGGAACAUGCUGCUUUAGGACAUUGCUUCCUUCAGGUUAAAGCCACUGAUGCUGACUCGGGUUCCUUUGGCCAAAUUCACUAUUCUGUUUAUGAUGGAUUUCACAAUGCGAAGGAAUCACAAAGCUUUACGAUUGAUCCAGAUUCUGGACGUAUCUGUGUAUCCAAUGAUAUAGACAAGGAAAGCGGGACAGGCAGUUAUGAUCUUCUUGUCAAAGCGGAAGAUGAGGGUGGGCUAAGUGCCCAAGCCUUUGUUCGAGUUGACAUUGAAGACAUAAAUGAUAAUGCCCCAGUGUUUGACCCUUCUACAUAUGUGACAAGCAUUAGCAGCCACACCCAGCCAGGAACAGAGAUCCUAAAUGUCAUGGCCACUGACAGAGAUGAAGGAUUGUUCGGUGAAGUGACGUAUGAACUUCUAUCAGGAGAACACUCGUCUUUCUUUACCAUUGACUCAUCUACAGGAAUUAUCUAUUUGAUCUCUGUGCUUAGUCACUUGGAAGAUUCCUGGGUGUCCUUGUCUGUAGCUGCUCGGGACAAUGGUGGUCUUACGUCUGCUGUGAAUGCUGCUGUCACCAUGAACAUCCUGAAAACUGCCACAGCUCCUGCAAUAUUUGAAAAGUCCCGGUACACUUUUGUGAUUGCAGAAGAUGUGCCAAAAGGUAGUGCUGUUGGUACAGUCAAAGCUAGAGAACCUUUAUAUUCACUGGAGCCAAUUUCUUACAGAAUAAUAUCUGGGAAUGUGCAUCAGAUGUUUACUAUCCACUCUCAGUUUGGUAUCAUCAGAACAGAAAAGGAGCUGGAUUUUGAGACUCUGCCUCUGGUGGUGCUCACGGUUCAGUCGCUAUUAGGCAGCUCUUCUGUCUUCAGCAGUACUCAAGUCAACAUUACAAUUGCAGAUGCUAACGAUAACCCACCAGUUUUUUCUUCUGAGUAUGAAAAUAUAACUGCACCCCAAAAUACCUCUCCUGGAACUGCUCUAUAUAUUGCUCGGGCAACAGACAUUGAUAGUGGAUUCAAUGGACAGAUCUCAUACAUUAUUGCAAGUGAACAUCAAGACCUUUUUAUGAUUGACUCUACCUUUGGGGUUUUGUACCUGAAUGCUGCAUUGUCUACGGGUAGUGAACAUGUUCUUCUUAUAUUGGCUGAGGAUUAUGGUCAUCCUGUACUCAGUUCUCUUCUUACACUGACCAUUACUGUGGAGCAAGGAGAGCAAGUUAAUGCUUUGACUUUUGUUAACUUGGUGCACCAAACAGAAAUAAGUGAAACCCUUCCGAUUUAUUCCCACGUCCUACAAGUGAAAGCCUAUACUCCUCACCUGCCAAGUGCAUCCUAUAAAAUAAUGUAUUCCUUGAGCCCAACUAUUGAUUCAGCUCCAUUUGAAAUCCACCGGAGCACUGGAUGGAUAUUUUUGCGUCGGUCUGUUGACUAUGAAAAGUCUAAAACCCAUAAUCUAAAAGUGGUGGCAACAAGCGUUGACCGCAAAGACCCGCAAACUGCAACAGCUUCUGUCAUUGUCAAAAUUCUUGACGAAAAUGAUAACAAUCCUUCUUUUGAUCGUGCAACACAUUUUUUCACUGUCAGUGAAAGUCCAGUCCCUCAUGGCGUAAUCGGCUCAGUUCAAGCAUUUGACAGCGAUUCUGGGACUAAUGGACAUCUAUCAUAUUUCCUCUUGUCUGAAGAAAACAAUUUCCUUAUUAGUUCUAAGACAGGUGAAAUUAUAAAUUGUGCCUCAUUAGACCGUGAGCGGAAAACUCACCAUGAGCUCAACAUAUUAGUGACUGACAAUGGCUCACCACGUCGCAAUGCCACAACCACGGUUUACGUUUUAGUAGCUGACCUUAAUGACAAUAAGCCAUAUUUUCCUCAGUUACCUUUAGGAAAACCGCUUCAUGUCAAGGUCAUGGAAGGGCAAACAGAACCUAUGCUGGUGGCAACAGUAUAUGCAAAGGAUCCAGAUGUGGGAAACAAUGGAACAGUUGUGUACUUCUUUGCCUCAGAUGAAAGUCUUGGUCAUUUCGUUGUUAAUGCCAGUACUGGUGAAAUAUGGACAACCCAGGCUCUUUCUGUACAGCUGAGGCCACAAUAUGGACUAACAGUGACAGCAAGUGAUCAAGGCACCCCUCCUCUUGUGGAACAUGCAGUUGUUAAUAUUGAGGUUAUUCCGGAGAAAUCUAAGCUUUAUUCCAAAAUAAGAAAACUGAAAGUCCCUGAAAAUAUUUACCCCACCCAAAAAAUUACAUCUGUUAUCUCUCCUGAAGAAAAGCUGUUGAUGAGCAAUAUAAUGCAUUACAGGCUUACUAAUGAAGAACACAAGGGACAUUUUGCAGUUGACAGUUCCACCGGAGAUGUGUAUGUUUCUAGACAUCUAGAUUUUGAAACAGUCUCAUACUAUGGAUUAAGCAUUGUCAUACAAAAGAGUGAUCAGAUAUCUCCUCAGAAUCUUUCUGCUUUCCUUACCAUUUAUAUAGAAGACAUAAAUGACCAUCGUCCAUUGUUCCCUGAUCACGUGUUAGUUUUAGGUGUUGAUGAAGACGUACCUGUUGGAACUCUUUUAUAUACCUUUAAAGCUAAUGACAAAGAUGGCACUUUACAAAAUAGCCAGAUGAGGUAUACCUUAAACUUUAAUGGAACUGGACAGAAUCCAUUUUUAAUCCAUGAAUGGUCAGGUGCCUUGACCACCACCGAUGAACUGGACCGAGAGACAGCAGAGUCAUUUGUUCUUACAGUAACAGCAACAGAUCAAGCUGCCAACAUAUCACAGCGCCAAUGGAGCUCAUUAAUUGUAAGGAUUGUCAUACAGGAUAUCAAUGACAGUCCUCCGCAGAUUGUAUCAUUGCCAGUUGCCUCAGUUAUGGAAGAUGAGCGAAUUGGCUGUCUUGUCCAUCGUAUUGUAGCUGAGGAUCCAGAUGAGGGAAGAAAUGGGAAAGUAGGAUUUCACAUUAUAGAGGGGAAUGCACAGCAGGUCUUCCUUUUGGAUCAGACAACAGGAUGGCUGACCUUACACUCUAAAAUAGAUCGAGAAGUCCAAGACCAUUAUAUUUUGACCGUCUUAGCUUUGGAUGAUGGAACCCCAUCCCUUUCUGCAACACAGACAUUAACCAUCAGUCUUAUUGAUGUCAAUGAUCAGACACCAACAUUUAAGCAAAGGCUGUAUGAGGCUGCUGUUCCAGAAAAUCAAGAUCCUGGACUAUAUGUCAUAAACGUGACUGCUGUGGACUAUGAUUUCGGAAACAAUUCCGUUCUCACAUAUGAGAUUAUGCCAGGACCAGCGUAUGGACAUUUCCAUAUAAAUCAGGAAACUGGGGAGUUGGUAACUGCAACAGUUUUUGAUAGAGAACAACUGGAUCAUUUUGUCAUUGAAGUGCUUGUGAAAGACGGUGGAUCCCCUCCACUUUCCAGUACAACAGCCAUUCUGUGCUCAGUAUUAGAUGACAAUGAUCACACCCCAGAGAUUUUAUUUCCUGAUGUCGAGAUUCGGGUCCCCGAGAACCAAGAUCUGGGAAUUAUUCACACAGUGUUGGCUGCUGACAAAGAUGCAGGAAACAAUGGCCGCGUUCAUUUCCAAAUAACUGAUGGAAACAUGGGCGGAUACUUUGCCAUUAAUAACACGUCGGGACAGCUAUGGGCCACCCGCACCUUAGAUAGAGAGGAUGUCAGCAGUUUUACCAUUACUGUGGAAUGCCAUGACCUGGGCAGUCCUCAUAGAAGCGCCAUUGCCAAGCUUCACAUUACAGUCUUGGAUGAAAAUGAUAAUCCGCCUACGUUCCCUAAGAGCCAGUACCGCACAUCAGUCAGGGAGGAUUUAAAGAUUGGAUCUGCUGUUCUUAAACUUCAGGCUUUCGAUGCAGAUGAAGGUUUAAACAAGGAAAUGAUGUACUCUUUAAUCGAUGACACUCAGGGGGCUUUUACUGUAAAUAGGACAACUGGAAAUAUUGUGACUUUAAGAACUGUGGAUAGAGAAGUCAAACACCAGUAUGUAUUUACGGUUAUGGCAAGUGACUGCAGUUUACAUAACCCGAAAAGUGCCACUGUAAAAGUUCUAGUGUACAUAGAAGAUGUAAAUGACAAUAGUCCCGUUUUUACGGAAAAUCCUGUUCAUGUUCUUAUCUCUCCUAAAAUACCAGUAAACAAGACUUUAGUUAAUGUACAUGCCAGCGACAUGGACUUGGGUCUCAAUGGCACAGUGAUUUAUACUUUGGUAAAACCUAAUCCAUUCUUUCACAUUACCCAAGAUAAGGGUGAAGUGAAACUACAAAUGCCCCUCCCAAUGGAAUUCAGUAGUACAAUUCUCCAAGUGGAAGCUUCAGAUCUGGGCAUCCCGUCAAACACGGUCACAGGUUUAGUGGUCAUUGAUAUACAAGGCCUGGAUAAGGAAAUUGCCUUUGUGCACAACUUCUAUGAAGCCAUUAUAUUGGAAAACAGCGAGACAGGAACUUCAAUUGUCACUGUAAAAGCCCUCCAUCAUAAUCCAAAUGGUGAAAUAAUACACUACAAAGUUUUCACUGGAGAUAAAGAAGGGGCUUUUAAAUUAAACCCUAUAACAGGAGACCUUAUGGUAGAAGAACCCAGGCUCCUUGAUUUUGAAGCUGUCAAUAAGUUCAAUUUAAUCGUCUCAGCUGAUAUCAGUCAGUUUGUCACAUACUGCAGAGUAACUGUCUUCGUCCAAGAUGACAAUGACAAUGCACCUGUUUUUGACCAACUGAAUUAUAUAUCAUUUGUAUUGGAAGGCCAACCGUACAAUACGUUUGUAAUACAGGUUUUUGCUGCAGAUGCAGACAGUGGAAUAAAUGGGCAGAUUGAUUAUUCAAUAAUUAGUGGUAAUGAAAACAAUGUGUUUGUUCUUGAUUCAAGGCAUGGCAUCCUUUCAACCAACGUAAUUCUUGAUCGGGAAAUAAAAUCCUCCUACAGGUUGACAAUUCGGGCAUCUGAUCGAGGUUCUCCCAGUUGCUCUUCAACAAGUGUAGUCACAGUAUUGAUUCUGGAUAUCAAUGACAAUGCACCCACUAUCCCCCCUAUGAAUGCUGUGUGGAUUGCAGAAGAUGCUGCUCCUGGAUACAGUGUUGGAAAUAUUUCUGCAAAUGAUGUGGACUUGAGGCCAGACUUGUCUUAUACUUUUACAGAAAAUGGAAAUCCAGGUUUGAAAUUUGCCAUUGACAGAUUUUCUGGAACUAUAACGCUAGUAGAGUCAUUGGAUUACGAAGAAUCAUCUCAACACUGUCUAAGGAUCCAAGCCUCUGAUUCAGUAUUUUAUACAGAGGCAGAGCUCGUGAUUAAGGUUCUGGAUGUGAAUGAUAAUCCACCUGUAUUUACUCAGAAUAUAUAUAAGGUCGCAUUGCCUGAAUUGACUGAUUCAAACACAUUUAUUACAACUGUAUCAGCUACCGACAAGGACUCAGAGACCCAUGUCCCCAUCACUUACAAGAUCAUUUCACCCUUAGAAGGAUUUGCUAUUGACGCAAGUGGCUCUGUAUACACAGAUUUGCCUUUGGGAAAAGAGAAUAAAAGUACAGAGAUUUCAAUUUUGAUAGAAGCCAAGGAUAAUGGCAACCCCUCAUUAACUUCCACUGCAGUGCUGUCUGUUCUUAUACUCGAUGUCAACGACUAUGUCCCAACAUUUUCUGAAGACAUUUACUAUGUCAAUGUCAGUGAAGAUGCUUCAGUGGGGGAUACAGUUCUCACUUUAACAGCAAUGGACUUCGAUUGGUCAUCUGAAAACGCAAACAUUGACUUUUCCAUCAUCAGUGGAAAUGCCCAUAACCUGUUCUGUUUGGAAAGCAGCGGAGUACUCUCCCACGUUCCUUUUAAAGUAGCUGGAAAACUUAUAAUUAAUCAGCCUUUGGAUUAUGAAGAUGCCUCUAGACAUAGGUUAGAGAUAUUUGUGUCGGAUCAAGGUUUUCCUCCUCUAAAUUCCAGUGCAACCAUUAUAAUAGAUGUUCUUGAUUCUAAUGACCACCCCCCACUGUUCAGCAAUUCUGAAUACCAUGUAAGUGUGAGUGAGCAUUUACCAUUAUAUAGUACAAUAAUUAUCAUUUCAACAACUGACUGUGAUACUGGAGAAAAUGCAGAUAUUACAUACAGUAUUGUAACUGGGAAUGAUGAAAGUAUUUUUACUAUUGAUGAGAGAAAUGGUACUGUUACCCUGGUGCAGCCUCUGGAUUAUGAAGAAACCAUGAAAUAUUCAUUGACUUUACAAGCUAAGGAUGGGCAUGGAAGCAACGCAAAUGUGGCAUUUGCCUUACUGUCCAUCACUGUUCUGGAUGAGAAUGACUUUGCACCAAAAUUUCUUUUUCAGAGCCAAAGCUGCAGUAUCUAUGAAAAUGUGCCGUUUUUUUCACCUGUGUGUACAGUUAAUGCUAUGGACUUUGAUUCUGGACAGUACGGCAUCCUCAGCUUCUCCAUUCAGUCCUCCUGCUUUAAUGACCAACAGCACCCAGCCACAUUUUUAAUUGAUUCAUUGACUGGCGAUAUUUAUACUAAGCACAGGAUUGAUUAUGAAAUGCAGGAAAGACAUUGCCUCAUCGUUCAGGUAAAAGACAGAAGUGAGUCCUCUGCUUGUGUUUUAGUUUAUAUAGACAUCGAGAGUGAGGAUGAGUUUCAGCCAGUUUUUUAUCAAAACCAAUAUUUCUUUGAGUUGCCAGAAGAGAACACAGCAGGCCAGGAAAUUGGUAAAGUAGGGGCCUUGGACGAUGAUGAGGGACUUGAUGGAUUAGUACAUUAUUUUCUUGAGAAACCGUCUCAGUUUUUUUCCAUUAAUUUGACGAGUGGGGUGAUAUACCUAACAAGUACUGUACAUAAGAAAAGAAGUAAUGCAAGGAAGAAUGAUGAAUUUAUCGAGUUCCACGUAAAAGCUCAUAGUCCAAAAUUUGAUUCUAAGUCAGCUAAGUGUACCGUCAGAGUUAACAUUUCCUCAGCUCUUGAAGAUUACCCUGUUUUGUCAGCAAACAUACUUUCCAUCACUUUCAGCAUUUCUUUUGUGGUGUUCUUGCUCUUGGCUAUAAGUCUUAUUGGUAUCAUUCUUAGACAUAAGAGAAAAGAAGUUGUAAAUCCUUGCGGGACUAAGAAUGUUACCAUUUCAGCUCCUGACUUAAAAGACUGCAAAAGUAAAGAAUGUCCAAAAUAUGAUCAUAUCAAAACUAGCAUAGCUCCAGAUACUUCUGAGUGGCUUGGAUUAGUUGAUAUAAGAGAAAAGAAAGAGACAGGGCCUAAAUGCAGGAAUUCAGACUCUAGUGGGCAUGGUUCAACAGAAGGAGAAACUGCUGAAGAUGAAGAAAUCAAGAUGAUCAAUGAAUAUCCUAUUAGGAAAGGAUCUGGAUCAGUUUUGAGUGAUAGAGCAUCUCGGGUGCCCGAUUCUGGCAUUCCUAGGGAUUCAGAUUUGCCUUCUUGUGAGUCCGAUGAAACUGACUUGGUGCUUAGGACGGAAAGCACAGAGAGCAUGGCCAUCCUGAGACAUGAUAAAGAUGAAUGUAAUUCAAAUAAUAUUCAUGACAAAGAACUUCCAAACACUAAUCACAGUCCUCUAAAAAACAGUAAAGAUACACCUUUGCAUAACAGAAUGGACUACAUAUUUGUUCCAACCCCACAUGCAUCAAGAUAUGGGUCUCUUGCAUCACUAGUGGCAUCAGAUGAGGAUCUAAGAGGAAGUUAUAACUGGGACUAUUUGCUGAGCUGGGAACCCAGAUUUCAGACACUGUCGUCUGUCUUUUGUGAUAUUGGAAAGUUAAAGGAUGAGAAGAUGCACAGGCAUGGCUUGCCAAAACAAAAAAAAACGUUUGUAUUUCCACCUCCUUUAAUUACAUCUGUAGCACAGCCAGGUAUAAGGGCCGUGCCCCCACGGAUGCCGACUAUAAUGUCUGGACAAACAUUUUUUAAAUACCCACGUUCUCCCUUUUUCACUAAUCUUGAAUGUCAGCCAUCAUCUAUGACCCCAACACUUUCUCCUUCUCUGUCGAUGCUCACAGUACAUACACCUUCAGCGUCUCCUGUGCUUUCAGGUACAGGCGUUUCUGGAACAUCUAUGCCUAGUCUGUCAGAAGAACUACUAAUACAACAAGAGUUUCAAGUGUAAACCUUAAGGCAUUGCAAAGUUUAUUUUAUGGACCAAAUAAAGCAUAUUGUACGUAAUCCAUUAUAUUUCCUAUGGAUAAAAAGGAGAUAUUUAUGUUCUUCUUGUAACAGUGUUAUUCUCGAAAAUCAGCAAGUCAAUGGAGUUUUUAGGCCAACAAAAUGUUACCUUAAGAAAAUUUCUCAAACAUUUGUAUUCUUGUAAUGAAUUGCACACUACAUGGUGGUACAUUUUAUGAUUGUUUCUUUUGUCUAUAGGUUCUACACUUUUUCAGCAGUAAGCUUGUUUUUACAGAUGCAGACCUCAGCAUGUUCAAGUAUUAUAUUUGAGUUCACAUUCAAUUUAGUAUACAACUUCCCAGUUAAAUUUAUACUAGCAACUAAAAUUCGAACCAUUAAUUUUUCAUUGGACUACUGUCAAUAUUGCAUAAGUGCCUUCCCUAUAUUGCCAGAGAGCUAUCACAUCAUGCUGCAUUAUUAUUGCCAUAUAAAAUAUACAAACAAUUGUUGCUUCGGGUGCACAUUAAGAACAAUCAACAGAAAAACAAAUAUUUUCAAAGUUUAUUUUUUCAAAAUGUCAUAACCCCAAUUCAUGAUAAAUCAUUCCGCUCAAUAAUUUACAGCAAAUUUACCUUCAGGCCAAGUUUAGAAUUAAGGAAAUCACUUUAAGGAAGGCACUUUUUUUUCAUUUUCACCCAAGAAAACAAAUAUAUAUAUAUAUAUAUAUAUAUAUAUAUAUAUAUAUAUAUAUAUAUAUAUAUAUAGAUAUAGAUAUAGAUAUAGAUAUAUAUAUAUAUUAUAAUUUCAAAUAAGCCUCAUUGUAGACAACAUUCCAUUAAUAGGGGCAACACUCUAAAAUAAUAUUAUGUUUAUUAUAGAAAUGUCCAUUUACUAGGGCUAAAAAGUCCUAAAAAUCUUUUUGGCACCUUCCGUAUUCAGUGUUCUCUGAAUGAGACCUGAACUUGCAACUGUUGAUAUAUAUGUCAGUGUUAGAACUGCCUUUGCAGUUGAAGCAUUGAAAGCAUUUUUGUGAAUCGAUAAAAUGGCAACAACAGAACAAUAGUAAGUAAAUAGUAAGUAAUAGUUUCUCAAUAUGAAUUAAUGAAACUUUAUAAAGAGAUAAAGAACACUAUGGUCUAUAUUUACUAAAAGAGAAAUAAAACACAAGAUACAAAUAAAAAUAUGGAGUUGCUAGAAACAAAUAAAAGAUGUAUGUCAUGCCAUUUUUAUUUAUAUAAAGUAGUACUAGGGCAAGCUGUAUUUUUUGAAGGUUAAAUUGAAUGCAAAUGCAUACUGUAAAUAUAUGAAUCUUGUGAUUUAUAAAAGUUGAGCACAUGCUCGCCCAACCAGUGUAGACUGACCUAACAGUAUCCUCUGUACAGAGCUAAGUAAGUUAAAGACAUCUCAUCGGGUAUUGUUAAAAUAAAUCAUUUGCAUGUGCAGUUACCUAUAACAGUCAAUCAGGAAUUAGUAGUUCUGCUGCAACUAGAACCCUAAAAGCAAAUUAACCCACAAACUUUUGUUUCUGUUCGUCUCUUUUCACAGUGCAGCUAAUUUAUAUUUUAUAUUAUUAUAUUUUAUAAAUUCUAUAUGUUUACAUAUUGAAACAAAAGCUGACAGUCGAUAUACUGGAAAUACUGGAAAAGUUGUCUAUGUACCAUUGUUUUCUAUUUCUCACAAGAGGAAAAGGUACAAUAUUUCUAGUUUUAUCAGGUCUGUCAUAUUUGGUGCUUCAUUUAGGGCAUUAUUUAGCAAAAUCCUAAUUUAUCUCAACAUGUUCUGCCAAAAACUCAGAAUACAUCCACACUGGGGUUUUUCCCGCUUAUUUAGUAUUAGAUUUUCCCCAAAAUGUGGUUUGCGGGAAAAAAUCUGAAUUUCACGAUUUUUUCAGAUUUUCCACACAAAAACUCUUCUAGGUUUUGCAUGAAACACAGUGAGAUCAAAAAAUCAUUGUGACUUCUCCCAUUGACUUAUAUUCAACCUUGACAGAUCUGAGAUGCCGGAUUUU